Messenger RNA from Vitis riparia (riverbank grape), 3994 nucleotides. RefSeq lists its product as uncharacterized. NCBI's taxonomy places the organism in Eukaryota, Viridiplantae, Streptophyta, Magnoliopsida, Vitales, Vitaceae. Gene Ontology annotation, biological process: peptidyl-threonine phosphorylation; peptidyl-serine phosphorylation. The record is from RefSeq and is a predicted model, not a curated record. Bases 262 to 3615 code for a protein of 1117 amino acids. The transcript has 11 exons. Gene Ontology annotation, molecular function: ATP binding; protein binding; protein serine/threonine kinase activity.
UUUAGGGUUUCUCUCACUUUCGGAAGGAGCGGUGUUCUUCUCCUUCCGCUCCUCUUCAUCUUUCCUUGUUUGCCUCUCUGUUUGCUUUUGCUUCUUCCCCUUGGGUUUUCUUUUCAUUUCCCUGCUAUUCUCUGCUUGGCCCCGCCUUGAUCCAAAACCUCUCCAAAUACACUCAAACCUCCAAUUCCUACGCAGCUCCAAAAAUUUGAUUCCUUAUCCGUUGGUUAUCCCCAAAGUUUCUUUUCUCAUUUUAUUACCCAAAUGCAGCUUCCCGAUUCCGGUGAGGUCGUCUCCGUGGCCGAACCCGUAAACGACGACCAGUCAAAGCCAUUGGACGCGGCGUCGACCGGCGAAAACAAUGCCGAUGAUCAGUCGAUUCUUGAUGUUUCUGGGAGGAAUUUGGAGUUUUCGGUGUUGGAAAAUUGUGAGAGCACUGUUGAAGGGUUGUAUUUAUACAAAAAUGUAUUCAAUUUGAUUCCACAGCGGUUGGGCGAGUUGGGGAGGUUGAAGAUGUUGAAGUUCUUCGCAAAUGAGAUUAACUUGUUUCCGCCUGAGUUUAGGAAUUUGGUGGGAUUGGAAUGCUUGCAGGUCAAGUUAUCAUCGCCAGGGUUAAAUGGAUUGCCUUUGCAUAAGCUGAGAGGUUUGAAGGAGCUGGAGCUCUGUAAGGUGCCGCCGCGACCUUCGGCUUUUCCAUUGUUGAGCGAGAUUGCGGGGCUUAAGUGUUUGACUAAGCUCUCUGUGUGUCACUUCUCCAUAAGAUACCUUCCCCCAGAAAUUGGUUGCCUUAAUAAUUUGGAGGAUUUGGACCUUUCGUUCAACAAGAUGAAGAGCCUGCCCACCGAGAUUAGUUAUUUAAGCGCCUUGAUAUCAUUGAAAGUUGCUAAUAAUAAAUUGGUGGAACUACCAUCCGGCUUGUCUUCUCUGCAAAGGUUGGAGAAUUUGGACCUAUCAAAUAACAGGUUGACGUCGUUGGGAUCUCUUGAGCUUGUCUCAAUGCAUAACCUUCAGAACUUAAAUCUUCAGUACAAUAAGCUUCUCAGUUGUUGUCAAAUACCCUCAUGGAUAUGCUGCAAUUUGGAAGGAAAUGGCAAAGAUGCAUGCAAUGAUGAAUUCAUCAGCUCUUCAGUUGAAAUGGAUGUAUUGGAAACUACCAAUCAAGAGAUUGAUGAAAGCAUCUGCUGUAAUGGCUCUCCUAAUACCUCAUCAAGUACUUUAACUGGGCCAUCAUCGAACAGUCGAUGUUUUGUGGCAAGGAUGUCUCAGAAGGGGUGGAAGCGAAGAUAUUAUUUGCAACAGAGAGCACGUCAAGAGCGUUUAAACAAUAGUAGGAAGUGGAAAAGUGAAGACCAUGCUGAGGUGUUGACCAUCAAGGCAGCGGAAAAACGUGAACAUGGAAAACUAGCUGUUCUUCACCCUGAAUCUCUUGCAGAACAUGCACCAGACAUUGUGGUUCUAGAUAAUGAUGAUAAACAGUUACUUUCUGAAGAAGCUGAGAGUGAGAAUUUGCUUAACAGUGUUGAGGAUGCUGAAAGCGGUCCAAGAAAAGGGUCAUGUGCUGUCCUUGAUACCAUUGCAAUAAAUCAGGGGAGUAAAAGUGAAUGUAAUGAUGAUGAUGCAUCAUUAACCUCUCUAUCAAAAGUAGCCAGUGAGAAAAAUGAAGGCUCAUCUUCAGAGGUAUCUAAAAGUACACCAAAGUCGAAAAGGCAUUCUGAUAGGGAUCUUGAUAACCCCAAACCAUGCAAGGCUCGGAGACCAGUUAAUGAACACUCAAAUUUGUCUUGUAAAUAUAGUAAAAUUUCAUACUGUAACAUUGAGGACCGCCUACCAGAUGGCUUUUAUGAUGCAGGGCGUGAUCGGCCCUUCAUGCCAUUGACGGUUUAUGAGCAAAAUUUUCAUUUUGAUUCACGUGAAGUCAUUCUUUUGGACAGGGAAAGGGAUGAAGAGUUAGAUGCAAUCACUCUGUCUGCACAAGCGUUGGUGUCCCAGUUGAAGCAGCUAAAUGGUUUAACGAAAGAAAGGAAACAGGUUACUGAUGAUAACCUGCAGAUUGCGUCAUUGCUUGCUCUUUUUGUAUCAGAUCAUUUUGGAGGCAGUGAUAAGAGUGCUCUUAUUGAGAGGACACGAAAAUCCGUAUCUGGUUCAAACUAUCAAAAGCCGUUUGUUUGCUCCUGCUCAACUGGAAACCGUAACAAUAUUAGUACAUCUAACAAACAGAAUUUGGAUACUGUAGAAGAUAUUGUUGUCGCUGAUCUCUGUGAGAAAUCUCUUCGUUCUAUCAAAGCAAGACGCAAUUCCAUCAUAGUUCCAAUAGGGACUUUGCAGUUUGGUGUAUGUAGACAUCGUGCAGUGCUCAUGAAGUAUCUAUGUGACCGAAUGGAGCCUCCAGUUCCUUGUGAGCUUGUUAGGGGCUACUUGGAUUUUUUACCACAUGCUUGGAACGUUGUUCAUACUAAGAGGGGUGAUUCAUGGGUUCGCAUGAUAGUUGAUGCUUGUCGUCCACAUGAUAUUAGAGAAGAGACAGACCCAGAAUAUUUUUGCAGAUACAUUCCUCUCAGUCGGAUUAAUGUUCCUCUUUCAACUCAAAGCACUCCUGUUACAGGAGGUUCUUUUCCUUCUCUGUCCGCAUGUGAUGAAAUUGCAAAUGCACCCUCUAGUUCACUCAUCCAGUGCAAAUUUGGAUCAGUUGAGGCUGCAGCAAAGGUGCGUAUUUUAGAAGUAUGUGGUGAUUCCGUGGAUGAAGUUAGGAAUUUUGAGUACUGUUGUCUAGGGGAAGUGAGAAUUUUAGGUGCUCUUAAACACUCCUGCAUAGUAGAGAUUUAUGGGCAUCAGAUAUCUUCCAAGUGGAUUCCUGCAUCAGAUGGAAAUCUGGAGCACCGUGUAUUGCAGUCUGCAAUUUUGAUGGAGCAUGUAAAAGGGGGAUCUUUGAAGAGUUAUUUAGAGAAGCUAUCAGAAGCUGGUGAGAAGCAUGUCCCAGUGGAGUUGGCAUUGUGUAUUGCUAGAGAUGUUGCAUCUGCAUUGGCAGAGCUGCAUUCAAAACAUAUUAUUCAUCGUGACAUAAAAAGCGAAAACAUUUUGAUUGAUUUGGAUAAGAAGAGAGCUGAUGGAACACCUGUCGUGAAGCUUUGUGAUUUUGAUAGAGCAGUACCUCUUCGAUCUUUCUUACAUUCCUGCUGCAUUGCACACAUUGGAAUACCUCCACCUGAUGUUUGUGUUGGAACACCUCGUUGGAUGGCACCUGAGGUGCUGCGGGCAAUGCAUAAACGGGAGAUAUACGGGCUGGAAGUGGAUAUUUGGUCAUAUGGGUGUCUCCUCUUGGAACUAUUGACUUUGCAAGUUCCUUAUUUUGAGUUAUCAGAAUCGCAGUUUCAUGAUCAACUUCAGAUGGGAAAACGACCACAACUGCCAGAGGAAUUGGAAGCAUUGGGUUCACAGGAGCCUGAAAUGGUUCGAUCUGGCAAAGAGGAGGGACCAGAGACUGAAGUAGAAAAACUAGGAUUCCUAGUUGAUUUGGUCCGCCGGUGCACUGAGGGAAACCCGACUGACCGUCCAACAGCUGAAAACCUCUACAAAAUGUUGCUCACACAAACAAGAACUUUCACCAGUUCAAGAAGUUAGGAACAAGAAUAGGUUAACCUGUAGGCAAUAAUCUCAUCCUCACUCCAAAGUUUUGUUAGCCCUAGAUGUUGUGCUAUUGUACUGUUACUUCAUUUCUUUGGGGAUCUAAUAUUUGGGUUUUCCUCCCAAGAAUCAUUACAACCCUGUGUCAUUCAGUCAAUAUGUUUUAGCAGCCUAACCAUAUUAUUUCCUUUGUAGGGUUAGAUUCACUUUGCGCAUUAUCUAUCUGUAAUAUAUUGAGAUGGUCCUUCAUUAAUGUCCUAAUUUCUAUUCUGAAAUGCUUAGCCAUUGAUGUAAUUUCCCAAUGAUGGGAGUAGGCUGAUUAACUUGUUACAGAAACUCAAAUCCUUUUACUCAACUCACUGUUUUUCUGUGUUUA